AUGGAUGGAUUUUUCGGCGAGGCUCCCGUCGCUGAUUCACUUCUUGAGGCAUUUGCAGCUUCAUUGCUAUCUCAACCUGCGCGAGAUGGUUGGUACCGCAAUGCCAUCAGUGCUUUGGACGGCGAUGGACCUGUUAUCGCAGGCGUCGUAUUGCAGCUACCUUCGUCAUCCGUUGGUGACAAGGGCAAAGCAAAGUUUGUGUGCGUGUCACUGGGCAGUGGCACACGAUGCGUUGGAUACAAGCCUUCUUUGUACUCCGCUGAGGCCGAUCCUUUAAUUCGGGAUGGCCACGCAGAGGUGAUGGCCCGACGUGGGUUUGUCGCCUUUUUAUUGGACGCGGCGCUGUAUCUCGCGCAAUCGGAAAUCAGACAACACCCCGUUGUGGCGCGUUGUCACUUGACUCGUAAGGGGUCAGAAGAAGCUAGCAGGGGUGAAGCACCGUGGCGCUGCUUUUGUCUACGUGAUGGUGUCACAGUUCAUCUGAUAUGCACGGAAUACCCUUGUGGGGCGAUGUCCAUUCCAGGUGGUGGAGGACGUGUUCUUCUCUCUACUCCUAGCGGUCAGUCGCUGUUUCCAUCCGCUAACAUAGAUUCGGCCCCAAAGGAGGAAGGUGUGCUCUCUUUUUCUUGUGACGCGACUGAAAGUGCCAUAGAUCAGACUAUAGUGGCUUAUGGUCAUGUUGUAGCUGCCCACCGCAGUCAUCCGGCCGAUGAGAUAUUGUUUGUGGGGCGUCUGAAGCCUGGUAAAGGCCACCAAAACCUUUGUAUGUCCUGUUCGGACAAACUUCUUAGAUGGCACUGUCUGGGUAUUCAGGGAAGACGACGAACGCGAUUAUUUCCAAAACCUAUGCGUCUUGCAAGUGUAUGGCUGCCACAGACGCAUGCUUUCACUCCUGAUGCCGCUGCCGACAAGGAUAUUACUCCGUCCAGGUCAUUCUCUCUAGAGACCGCACGGAAUGCUUUGAAUGACCGUAUUCACUAUUUCCACCCCAUGACGCUUUUCAAGGGAAGAAACAAAAUCCCAAAAGAGGCGUCUCAGCUGUUUCAUAACGUGCCGGUUCCCUCUCCUGUUAGUUUUCAUGGGUUUACACCGUCAUUUCUUCAGUCGCUACUCACCAAAGGUGCCGCCUCUGUGGAUUCACGGGGAAAAAAGGAUUACGAUGGGGAAGGGAACAAUGGAAGAAGUGACUCUGGUUGGUCGCGGAGCGCGUGGCUCAAGAUGAUACUUGGAGGGACAAGUGACUCCCGUUACAUCGCAGGGACAAAGAGGCAAAGAGAGGCCAACACCUCAGAAGGGAGCAUUCAUGCGUUUAGUUGGAGGGAGGGUGGUGUCGCUGUUCUAAAUACUAAGGCUGGGCUGCCCCGUGGUGUCACAAAACAGGUUGCAGAGCGCACUGUUCAUCAGUUACCAAAACUACAGUUAGCAUUAUUAGCAGGAGAUGGAGACCACAGUUGCACAACAAACGAUGCAGCGCUGGAAGUUGGGGCGGAGCAGUUUCCACUUUCACGACUAUGGAUGGCUCAUCAGCAGAGGAGAGUUUUGCGCUGCUUGAAACAGCAGCAAAACGAUAUGUCUUUAGAGUCUUUUUUCGUUGUGCCUAAAGACAACGCUCAAAGGCAUGAUGGUGAUAUGACCAUAAAUUCCUUUUCCUUGCCGGUAGUUCUUUUUCCUGUCGAACGCGUGGAGGAUGAGGAGGCUGUUGUGGCGGGGGGAUCUGCACGCUAUUGGCUGCGACGAGCGCGCCAAUGCAGGAAGGCUAUGGUGCGUACAGGGAGCAGUGAAAGGGAUGUAUCGGGCUACAUCCCGCUUUUGUGGGUGGAGAAGGGAGCUUCUGUUUAA
Messenger RNA from Trypanosoma rangeli, 1839 nucleotides. Its product is annotated as putative adenosine deaminase-like protein. The record is from RefSeq and is a predicted model, not a curated record. NCBI's taxonomy places the organism in Eukaryota, Euglenozoa, Kinetoplastea, Trypanosomatida, Trypanosomatidae. Gene Ontology annotation, molecular function: adenosine deaminase activity; RNA binding. The transcript has a single exon. Gene Ontology annotation, biological process: RNA processing. Bases 1 to 1839 code for a protein of 612 amino acids.